Jaculus jaculus (lesser Egyptian jerboa) is the source of this 4253-nucleotide messenger RNA. RefSeq names its product glia maturation factor beta (gene Gmfb). The record is from RefSeq and is a predicted model, not a curated record. Lineage: Eukaryota; Metazoa; Chordata; Mammalia; Rodentia; Dipodidae. Gene Ontology annotation, molecular function: Arp2/3 complex binding; actin binding. Gene Ontology annotation, biological process: actin filament debranching; negative regulation of Arp2/3 complex-mediated actin nucleation. Gene Ontology annotation, cellular component: actin cortical patch.
GGCGCCGCGGCCGCGUGGAUCAGUGGGGGCGGCUCUGCGGGACGACGGGGCAGGAAGGGAGGCGGCCGCCUAGCCAUUCUUAAAGGGACCUUAGAGAAGGCGACGGGCUGCUGACGACCGGAAGGAAAAUGAGUGAAUCUUUGGUGGUUUGUGAUGUUGCUGAAGAUUUAGUGGAAAAGCUGAGAAAAUUUCGUUUUCGCAAAGAAACCAACAAUGCUGCCAUUAUAAUGAAAAUUGACAAGGAUCAACGCCUGGUGGUACUGGAUGAGGAACUUGAGGGCAUUUCACCUGAUGAACUUAAAGAUGAACUGCCUGAACGUCAGCCUCGCUUCAUUGUGUAUAGUUACAAAUACCAACAUGAUGAUGGAAGAGUUUCAUACCCUCUGUGCUUUAUUUUCUCCAGUCCUGUAGGAUGUAAACCUGAGCAACAGAUGAUGUAUGCUGGGAGUAAGAAUAAGUUAGUCCAAACAGCCGAACUAACCAAGGUAUUUGAAAUAAGAAAUACUGAAGAUCUAACUGAAGAAUGGUUACGUGAGAAACUUGGAUUUUUCACUAAUGUGAACUUCUGUGUUUCUAAAGUAUUUUUGUGUUAACCUGACCAUACUGGAACCAGACAUGAAUACUUAUUUAUGCCUAAAAAUGCACUGUUACUUACAGUUUGUUUCCUGCAGUAAAGAAAAAUUCUUCAUUUGUGCAAAGUUUGAACAAAGAGGAAAUCAUCUUUAUAGUAAUGAAACCCUGUAAAGUGUCUCCUUAUAAUUGUAAUUGUCAGGUGGACUACUUUUCUCCAGGGACGUUUUGCACUCUUGUGACUAAUUUCUAUAACCUAUGGUUCAGAAUUUGUUAGUAUUUACAGACACCAUUGGAAAGUGGAUAUUAGAUGGUGACAGACAACAGUGGCCUCCUUUGGCCAAGACUGGAUCCUGGCAGAUUACAAGUGAAAAUAGCUUAUUACCAUUUGUCACGUUUAAAUUCUUUUGGGGUUAAAAUCUUAAAGUGACCUAGUUUUGAGCCAUGAAUAAUAAUUUACUGCAGUAUAACCUAUAUUGCAUUUUUCAUCGAUAUUUUAUACCUCUUUUGGUUUCCUAUAUCUUUGUAAUCAAAUUUAGAAACUACAUCAAUCAUUCACUCUUCAAGUCUGGGAGAUAGUUUUAUGGCAGCGUUUUGACUUGGCUUUUCUUCUUACGGAAAAUAGCAGCUUAGUCUUAGAAAGAGAUAAGUUGUAAUAAUCAAGGGCUUCAUUCCUGGUUACGUCUUUAUUUAUGAAGCUGCUCCUAAUGUCUUGUGAAUACUAAUUAUUUUAAAUGUGUUAAUACUGUGCCUUUGAUUUGUUAGUGUUAAUAUUAGUUUAAUACUUUUACACUGCCAAUAUUCUAGAUUUGGUGAAAUUAAUAUACUUUUUAAAAGGGCCAAGUCAAACAAUUUUCUAAUGUGUGUCUGAAAUUUGUAAUAAAAUCAACUUCUAACUUUUAAAAUUCCAACCUACUUGUUUGCAUGGGUAACUGUGUGGCAAAUGAAAGUUAGGAUUUUGGGCAUAUUUGUUACUAGUUUUGUGCCAUAUGCAAGAAUUGGUUAUCUAACUUUGACCAUAGUUAGUAACAACAGAUCAAUAGAAAUCCACCUGUUUUAUCCUAAAUAUCAGAAGAUACUCUGACCUGGAAACCUGAACUACUGACCAAACCACCUGUGUUAGAUGAUGGCCCCCUUAGCAUGAAGUGAGAAGUCUGAUAUACUUGCCACGAUCAUACUGUAUUUUAAAAAGAAACAUAUAAGUAACUGCUGAAUGUUAAUUUGAUUUAAAAAAAAAAAAAAGUCUAGAGACUAUAGAAGCUACCCAAAUUUGGUGUGUGCAUUCUUAGAUUAAGGAUAUUGUAGCAAAAACAAAAUUGUAGUCUUUUGAAAUCUAGCAGAAGCAUUCCUUUUAUGUUGGCAUAUUUUCAUUCACAUACUAUUAUUAUUUUUUAGGUUCUGUGCCAGCUUUAGCAAGGAGGUCAGAGUUGGGACUUUCUCUGAAUAGAGCAUCUAUCUUCCAUCCCAAACAUUGCUUGGCUCACUAUCUGUGUCCAGGAAACAGUUGUGGGUCAGAGCUGAGCAAGUGCUAGAGUGGUAUUUACUUUGGUUAAUGAAUGGAAAAGUUCCUUUAUUCCAAUUUCCAGAGAGAAAACUUGACCCACGGAUUUAAGCAUUCAUUAAGCAGUGGCCUGUGGCUGUGGCUCAGUGGUAGAGCCCUUUCCUACACAUGCAAGGCCCUACGUUUGAUUCCCGCUCCUCAAAAAGAAAAAAAGAGUUCUUAAACAGGUAUUUUGAUACAGAUUGGAGGAUUUGCUUUAUAAUCCUACAGAAAUGCAAAUGUAGUCCAAGUGAGGAGAGUGGUUUUCAUGCUUCUGAAUGAAGGCAAUGAGAUUUUGUUUCACCUAAUUUGCAUCAGGAGAGAAACUAGUGCUGCAAGAGUGGGUAUUUGUUAUGAGGUUCCUUUUCUUGCCUAACAUGUAUAGCUUUUUUUUUUUUUUUUUUUUUUUAAUUUAGAAGCCCUCCAAAAGGUCCUGACAUACACAGCAUUCUUCAUUUUUCUCUAACAGGUGUAAGGAGAUGGGAUAAACUGCAUUGUUUUAACCUGUCUGACUCCCUAUCAGUAACUUGUGUUUUGCAAAACAACAGAUUGGAUUAGGAAAUCAGUAAAACUUUUCUUUUAUUUUAGUUCUAUCUGUCCUUUGGGGAGAUAUGUCAAUCCCGUGCUCUAAAAUGUCCAUCAGAUAUUUAUGUAAAUUUUCCUAUAAUGAAAAUCUGCAGUUUUUAAAAGUAUAUUUCCUUAUUAGUUUCUUUUUUUCUUCUUCUUUUUUUUUCUGUCUUUCUUCAAGUGUACCUUUGGAUUUCAGAAUUCCAGUUUUUACAUUCCAUAUGUUUCUGGGACAGCCAUUCCCAUUCAGCCUUAAAUCUUGAUCUUUCCUUUUUGGCAGCAACUUUUUCCUGAGGACCUUUGUUGUGGUUUUCUAAGUCAGCAUUAGUUUUGAAAUUGUUAGCCUUACAUAAGUUCUGCAUAGACUCUAAUAUCCAAAUGGAACUAAGUAGUAAUUACAACGUAUAUUAGGUAUGAUAUUUAUGGCAACAUAAGUGACAUGUGAAGAAAACUGUUCUCAGGUUACUAUGCUGAAAUUCCAAAAUGUCUGAGUUCUGAAUAGUGAUCACUGUUCUGGUAUUGAAGCAAUUGUGUUAGGGGAAAGGUUGGUUGACUGUUUUGUUUAAUUGACUUCUGAAAUACAUGUUUGAAUUGUCUCUAAAAAGUUUACUAAAUACCUAGUGCAAUUAAACACCCUCUUGUUUAAGAGGGAGUUGCUAAAUUUUUUAUUGUCAUUACUAAAAAUCUGUGUAGCAACAUGUGUGCUAGCGCUCUCCUUCCGUUUUUCUCUCCUAUUUUCAGGAGUCAAACAGCCAUAACCUAUAUCCCGGCCUGACACGUUAACUGAAAGUUUCCUGUUAGAGGAGUUUAUUGCCAAAUUAAAUUUGGCUGCUUUCCCCCUACUCAUAUAAAUAUUAAGGAAGGUGCACUUGAAAAAUGUUUGGACUGAUUUUAAAUUCAAGCAGUGUCAUUAAUCCGUAUGUGGACUAGUGAUGAAUAGAUAUUUUCUUAAGAGUUUAAAUGCUGAUAUUUGGUGGAAGUAGAGAGUGGCUUGUAUUCUAUUAAAGUACUCAUGUGAUUGCAGUCAUUUGUUCAAUAGACUGAUAAUACUGGAAUCUAUAAUGUUUGAACCUUUACAACUUAUGUGAAGAAAUGUUUCAAACAUUUCUGGACAAAUCUUAUUUUGUAUUUCUGGAAGAAUGUAAAUAAUCUAAGCCACUUACAACUAAUCCUCCCAAGGUGAAUGUUCUUGAGCAGCUCGUUUCCCAUGAGGCCAUCGCACAUUGCAGAUUGGUGAACGUAUUCCUGUAAUGUUAGAAACAACUACAUUAUGCUUGUGAUAGAACCUAUUUUCUUGCUUUUUGGAAUAUAAUUACUUGAAUAUUGUUUGAGAUCAUUAACAUGCCAGGGCAUUUCCCGCUGAUGUAGAAGGUCCAAUAUAAUCUCAUUCAGGAGGCUUGAAACAUUGAUGGUUUUGUCUUGUGAAUUUUAACAGUUCUCUGUCGUCUAAAAACAACUGGCACUUCUGAAGCUGUGGUUUCAGUGUCUGCUGGUUCAUAUUGCAUGUUUAUUUUGGACAGUCUUUUGGUAAGCAUGGUGCUUGUACUGGUUUAAAUAAAAUGUUAACAUGAAAGGA